This is a messenger RNA of Prorocentrum cordatum, 1058 nucleotides long. The record is from the annotation of a GenBank genome assembly. Lineage: Eukaryota; Dinophyceae; Prorocentrales; Prorocentraceae.
GGGGGAGCAGAGGCAGCGGCGCCCGGGCCGCAUGGGGAGUCCCCCGUGCCGUCGGCAGCCUUGGCGUGAACAUGGUGCUGGACCCAGAGCUCGUUGGCGUGGGCCGACGGCGCGAGAGGGAGCUCGUGCAGGAGUUCGGGGUGCACGGCGGGGCGCUGCGAAGCGAGGCCCGAGGCGACCGGCUCGCGGAUACGGUGCACGUGGACAAGGUCAUCGCGCACAACGACCGCGCUGGGAGGGACGUGCCCAGCAGGUUGCCCAGCCCUGGCAGCAAGCACGCGGGCAAGAAUCAGAAGGGCGCCGCGGACCUCCUCAGCGUCACGGAGUGGGGUAAGUACCGAAGUCUCGGAGACCGCUGGCGCAUGGCCUAGCAGCGGGCCGCCCCGAGAUCCAGUGCACGAUGGGAGUGUUGGUGAGGACGCUGGAGGAGCCCACGGUGCUGCAGAAACUUCAGCUGGAGCGCUUGGGCAGCUACCUCAAGACGUGCAAGGAGCUGCAGCGGGACUUUGUGUAUCAGGAGGCGCCAAUGGUCAUCCACGUCGAGGUGGACACGGACCCGUCGGUCUGCCGGUGGAGGCCUCGUGCUCUUGGGCAGGCACCUGCUGGACAGCUGCUGCGGCCAGCACCAGGACAUCGCCUUCUCGUCGGUCGAGGCCAGGCCCCGCGAGUUGGCGAAUGGUGCUGCUGCGCACGGGCUCUUGCUCAAGCACAUGGUGGACGAGAUGGGCGAACAGGACCUCAUCAUGAAGGUCGGCUUCGACUCGGCCGCGGCCCUGGGCAGCGCGCAUCGCCUGGGCGCUGGCCAAGUGAGACACUCGUUGCGCCUCGCUCUCGCGAGAACGCUCGCGGUGGGGGGGCCAAUUGGGGCAUUCAGGCCCCGCUGCAGUCACGGCGGGUCGUCUUGGGAUCGCGCCCCACCCUCAGCCCUUCCCUCCUCUGCCCUCCUCCUUCCUCCUCCCUGCCCUCUCUCUCGUUUUCCGCUCCGUAUCCGAUCAGUUUGGGACGCGCUCGCGCUGGCAGUCGCAUGUCUGGCGGAGGCAAUGGAACCAAAAAAAGGC